Messenger RNA from Candidula unifasciata, 897 nucleotides. Lineage: Eukaryota; Metazoa; Mollusca; Gastropoda; Stylommatophora; Geomitridae. The record is from the annotation of a GenBank genome assembly.
UACGUUCCCAGGGGGGUCCUGGUGGACUUGGAGCCAGGAACAAUGGACAGCAUUAGAUCUGGGCCCUUCGGACAAAUUCACAGACCGGACAACUUUAUCUUUGGGCAGUCGGGAGCUGGCAAUAACUGGGCCAAAGGUCACUACACGGAAGGGGCGGAGCUGGUGGAUUCGGUGCUAGACGUGGCCAGGAAAGAGGCGGAAUCCUGCGACUGCUUACAGGGUUUUCAGCUGGUGCAGUCCCUGGGCGGUGGUAGCGGUUCAGGACUGGGCACAUUGAUCAUCAGCAAAGUGAGGGAGGAAUACCCGGACAGAAUCAUGACGACCUACUCUAUAGUACCCUCCCCAAAAGUAUCCGACGUGGUCGUGGAACCCUACAACGCCACGCUGUCCAUCCACCAGCUGGUGGAAAACACAGAUAUGACAUACAUCAUCGACAACGAGGCUCUCUACGACAUCUGUUUCAGGUUUGUUUCGUUGUGUCAAAGUUGCCUUAAUUCAUCAAAGCAUAAAAAUGGUCCCUUUUCCACUCAUUGGUUUUCGUUUAGGACUCUAAAAUUGACGACACCGACGUACGGGGACUUGAACCACUUGAUUUCCGCCGCCAUGUCAGGCAUCACCACCUGUCUUCGAUUCCCCGGCCAGCUGAACUGUGACCUGAGGAAGAUGUGCGUCAACAUGGUGCCUUUCCCGCGCCUGCAUUUCUUCAUCCCUGGGUUCGCGCCCUUGACCUCCAGGGGUUCCCAGCAGUACCGGGCCAUCACCGUACCGGAACUGACGCAGCAGAUGUUUGACGCCAAGAACAUGAUGGCGGCCUGCGACCCGCGCCACGGGAGAUAUCUGACGGUCGCUUGUAUGUUUAGGUCAGUUUGUUGCCCCGAUUGUUGUCUCCGUGAAUGA